CUUUGACAUUCACGUCUAAUUUCAAUGACAUUGACAUGUUUUUGUGAUUGUGAUUUUUGUUGUUUUUGAUACAUUUGUGGAAUAUUUUGUUUAUUUUUUAGAUCAUGUCCGGAAAAGUACACUUUCGGUAGAGGACAACAUUUUUCAGAUCAUUUAGUGGUAGUCAAACAUUAAGAAUGGUUAAGUUACUUGGACAGAAAGAAGCUCAGUCAAUUGACUUAGAACUUUUUAAUGACUAUUCAUUUUCUGUUGAUCAGCUAAUGGAAUUAGCUGGCUUAAGCUGUGCUUCAGCUAUAGCUAAGAGUUAUCAACACACUGAUAUUGGUAAUAAGUCGAUACUGGUUUGUUGUGGGCCUGGUAACAAUGGUGGAGAUGGUUUAGUUUGUGCAAGACAUUUAGUACUUUUUGGAUAUAAACCAGUUGUAUACUACCCCAAAGAAACAAAAAAUAAUCUCUACAAUAAUCUCAUCAAGCAAUGUCAGUUAAUGAAUAUAUCUGUAAUUAAGAGUUUACCAGAUAAAUCCAACUUUGAAUCUGAAUUUGGUAUUAUAGUGGAUGCUUUAUUUGGAUUUAGCUUUAAGCCACCUGUAAGAGAAGAAUUUAUACCAGUUGUUAGUCUGAUGAAGGAAACAAAAGUACCUAUAGCAAGCAUUGAUAUACCUAGUGGAUGGGAUGUAAAUUCAGGACCUCCUGAAGAUGGCGUCAAACCAGACAUGCUCAUUUCUCUUACUGCCCCCAAAAUGUGUGCCAAAUUUUUUGAGGGAAAAUAUCAUUACUUAGGAGGAAGAUUUGUACCUCCAGCCUUAGAAGAAAAGUACAAUCUACAGCUACCUAAAUAUCCUGGUACAGAAUGUUGUGUAUUGUUGCCAGCAGUAAAUGAUGCUAAAGAGUGUAACAAAAAGUAGGAACUAGAAAUAAGAAAAAUAUGUUUGUUUAUUUUGUAUCUCACUUUUAAAUAAAUAUAUUGUUACGAUA
Molecule: messenger RNA, 975 nt
Organism: Diabrotica virgifera virgifera (western corn rootworm)
Lineage: Eukaryota; Metazoa; Arthropoda; Insecta; Coleoptera; Chrysomelidae
Product: NAD(P)H-hydrate epimerase
Exons: 5
Coding region: 177-905 (242 amino acids)
Cellular component (GO): mitochondrion
Molecular function (GO): NAD(P)HX epimerase activity
Source: RefSeq, a predicted model, not a curated record